Molecule: messenger RNA, 720 nt
Organism: Ceraceosorus guamensis
Lineage: Eukaryota; Fungi; Basidiomycota; Exobasidiomycetes; Ceraceosorales; Ceraceosoraceae
Exons: 1
Coding region: 143-598 (151 amino acids)
Source: RefSeq, a predicted model, not a curated record
GCCGCUAUCAACGACACUCACGGUGUUUUGCGCAACGUUUCCGUGUCUUCGCCUCUUCGGAUUCCAAGUCUAGCCGGCUCAGCCGACAUUAGCCACACAUCAGCGUCACACUAGCCCUUUAUCCGAGCAUAUUGCCGCCAUAAUGAGCCAAGCAGCGUCUACCAGCAACGCCACUCUCAUCGGAGGAGCCAUUGCAGCAGCAGCAGCAUCAUUUGCCGUGACGUCAGUCGUUCGGGAUUACAUCUUCCGUCUUCAAGCACAAGCCGACAUUUGGUCCGAUGUGGUCGAGCAAUCCGCUCCAAUCCAAGACGAAGGCGACGAGGACGAGUGGUACACAUCAGCCGCCGUGGUGUCCACACCAACCGUCAAGACGGUAUCGCUUCCAGUCGAGUCUUCUACGCCUGCAACUAGACAGUCGCACGCACGCUCUGACAGCAUCACGAGUACUUCGACGGCCGAGAGCAGUGUUGGUGCUCGGACCCCCUCAGAAUCUGAAACGGAGUACUUUGAAGAGCACAAGGACGACUUGAAGGAUGGCGUGUUCAUUGCUGCUUUGCCUAGGAACCGAGGAGCUCGGCCGCAAGUGGUUCUCGUUUAGACCUCCGGCUUCGAAGAUUGGAACAAUGUGAAUCGUCCGAUUGAGCAUACCCUUGCCGGUGCGCCGGAUCUGGUGCAGAGUCCAUCUUGAGUUACGUCACCAUCUUGCAUCUCUUUGUAUUA